This is a messenger RNA of Cavia porcellus (domestic guinea pig), 4088 nucleotides long. RefSeq names its product SURP and G-patch domain containing 2 (gene Sugp2). Lineage: Eukaryota; Metazoa; Chordata; Mammalia; Rodentia; Caviidae. The transcript has 10 exons. Gene Ontology annotation, cellular component: nucleoplasm. The record is from RefSeq and is a predicted model, not a curated record. Gene Ontology annotation, molecular function: RNA binding. Bases 12 to 3260 code for a protein of 1082 amino acids. Gene Ontology annotation, biological process: RNA processing.
GGCACAAAAGCAUGGCAGCAAGGCGGAUCGCACAGGAGACUUUGGACGCUGUGUUGCAAGAAAAAGCAAAAAGAUUUCACACAAACCCUAGUGGUGAGGUCAUCCCUGAAACUGUUCCAUUUAAAGCGCAGGAUCUCUUGAGGACAGUCCCAAGGUCCAGAGCAGAGAUGUUUAGUGACACUCAUGGGGACGGCAGAUUCCCCCUUGGGGGGUCUGCAGCACACUCCCGAGACGCCAGCAGAGAAGCCCUGCGGGGUGACGCGUUCCCAGGCCCCUCCUUCCGGGCAGGCAGCACCUCUGUUGGUGACGACAGCUACUUUCGUAAGGAGGGCAGCAGGGAUCAGGAGUUCACGCACUCUGACUCCCGGGAGCAAGCUCUUGGCCACCGGAAGCUGGGACACUUCCACUCUCAGGACUGGAAAGUGGCUCUCCGUGGCUCUUGGGAGCAGGACGUGGGCCAUCCAGUCUCUCAAGAGUCCUCUUGGGCACAAGAGUUUGGCUUGAGUCCCUCCGCUGCGCUCGGGGACCUGGGCUCCUCCAGGCGGCUGGAGAAAGAGCACUUGGAGAAGGAGAGUCGGGAGUAUGACACGGACCACUUGGGGGAGGCAGACCCCGGGCCUAGAGCCAGUGGCCAAGGCCAGACCCGAGCCCACACUCUCAGCAUCAGCCAGGAGGGUGGCCUCCUAGGAAAGGGGGACACGCAGGGCCUGCUGACUGCCAAGGCCGGGGCUGGGAAGCUUGCUGCACUGAGAAAUGUCACCACAGUAAAGAUGCCCCCUCUGAAUCGUGUUAUCCCCAAAACUCAAGGCACUAACCAGAUCCAGAAAAGCACCCCGAGUCCUGAUGUGGCCCUGAGAAUGAACCCCAGUGUGGAGGACCUCCAGUUCCCCCACCCGAAGAUUCCCCUGGGGCUGGACCUGAAGAACAUCCGUUUCCCCCGGAGGAAGAUGAGUUUCGACAUCAUAGACAAGGCCGACGUCUUCUCCAGGUUCGGCAUUGAGAUCAUCAAGUGGGCAGGGUUCCACACCAUCAAGGAUGACGUGAAGUUCUCACAGCUCUUCCAGACACUCUUCGAGCUUGAGACGGAGACCUGUGCCAAGACACUCGCCUCCUUCAAGUGUUCCCUCAAACCUGAGCACAGAGAUUUCUGCUUUUUUACUAUCAAAUUUUUAAAGCACUCUGCUCUGAAAACGCCCCGAGUUGAUAAUGAGUUUUUAAACAUGCUUUUAGACAAAGGUGCUGUGAAGACCAAAAACUGCUUCUUUGAAGUCAUCAAGCCCUUCGACAAGUACAUCAUGCGGCUGCAGGACCGCCUGCUGAAGAGCGUCACACCCCUGCUCAUGGCCUGCAAUGCCUAUGAGCUCAGCGUCAAGCUGAAGACGCUCACCAGCCCCCUGGACCUAGCCCUGGCCCUCGAGACCACCAACUCCCUCUGCCGGAAGUCACUGGCGCUCCUGGGACAGACUUUCUCCUUGGCCUCCUCUUUCCGGCAAGAGAAAAUCCUGGAGGCCGUUGGCCUCCAAGACAUAGCCCCCUCACCAGCUUCCUUCCCCAACUUCGAGGACUCCACUUUGUUUGGGAGAGAGUACAUCGACCACCUGAAAGCCUGGCUGGUGGCCAGUGGAUGUCCCCUGCGGGUAAAGCGGCCAGGGCCUGAGCCCCCUCGGGAGGAAGACAAGGUGCCCCUGCCCGUGAAGCCUGAGGCCCAUGUGCAGCCUCUGAGUGACGUGCCGCAGCGAGCAGACUCCAGGGUGGUAGACACCAUCGAGCAUCUGGUGGCACGCAUCGUGGGAGGCGCCUUGUCUCCCCGGGAGCGAGCAGCUCUCCAGGAGGACCCUGAGUACUGGUUUCUAUCAGAUGAGAGCAGCCUGGAGCACAAGUACUACAAGCUGAAGCUGGCCGAAGUGCAGCGCGGGAGCCAGGCGCCAGUGGGCACAGAUCGCAGGGUGGCCCCGGCUGAGUGUGCCGUGCGGGCCAUGCUGUAUGCACGCGCCGUGCAGAGCCUCAAGCGCAGGCUGCUUCCAGGCCAGAGGCGGCGGCUGCUGCGUACCCAGGGCCCCCGAGGAUGGAAGGCCCGGCGCGCCUCCACUGGCACCCAGACACUGCUGUCCUCUGGUGCCCGGCUACGGGCCCCUGGCCGGCAGCCCAGACUGCCCCCGCUGGACCCCACCAGAGCCCUACCGCCUUGGGACGCCAGCCCGGGUACCCCGGGCCCAGCCCCUCGGUCCCCCAAGCCUUCAGGAGCUGAUGCCACCACCACAGCCCCAGGCACCUCCUCCCUCUGCUGCCCUGCUGAUGAUGUUGAUGCCAAGACCAUGGAGACUGCAGAGAAGCUGGCCAGGUUCGUGGCUCAGGUGGGACCAGAGAUCGAGCAAUUCAGCAUAGAGAACAGCGCAGACAACCCUGAUCUGUGGUUUCUCCAUGACCAAAACAGCUCCGCUUUCAAAUUCUACCGCAAGAAAGUGCUGGAACUGUGUCCCUCCAUCCGCUUCACGUUGUCGCCUCCCACCCUGCCCACCAGCAGCAGUGGCAACCAAAGUGGGGACUCUCAGGAGAGCCCCAGGGGCCCUGGAGAAGGGACAGGGGAGCCAGCCAACCAGGGCCCUGCACAGGAGGCAGAGUUGGGGAGCCCAGAGGGGACGCAGGAGGAGGAGGAGGGUGAUGAAGAGGACGAGGAGGACGAGGAGGGGGUGGAAGGGGCUGCUGCCCACAGAGCCACCAGGCCGGGAGCAGGGGCUGCCAAGGUGGGGGACACCGAGGGUCCCCCCGCCACCGAUGGCCUCCCAGGCGAGGGUGCCGAGGAUGACAUGUCCGCAGCUCCGGGCCUGCCCCAGGCCACCGUGGGCACCUGCUUUCCCCGGAAGAGGAUGAGCAGCAAGUCCCUGAAAGUGGGCAUGAUCCCUGCCCCCAAGCGCGUGUGCCUGGUCCAGGAGCCCCAAGUCCAUGAGCCAGUGCGUAUCGCCUAUGACCGGCCUCGGGGACGUCCCAUGUCCAAAAAGAAGAAGCCCAAGGACUUGGACUUUGCCCAGCAGAAGCUGACGGACAAGAAUGUGGGCUUCCAGAUGCUGCAGAAGAUGGGCUGGAAGGAGGGCCGGGGCCUGGGCUCCUGCGGCAGAGGCAUCCGAGAGCCUGUCAGCCUGGGCAGUGCCUCGGAGGGUGAGGGCCUGGGUGCCGAUGGUCCUGAGCAGCAGGAGGACACAUUUGACGUCUUCCGCCAGCGGAUGAUGCAGAUGUACAGACACAAGCGGGCCAACAAAUAGGAAGUGGCUCCUGCUGAGGGACAGUGCUCUGGAGAUGCAGCCACCACCUCUUCAGAGUUUUCGGGGACACUGUGUUGAUCUAGCGCUCAGGGCAUCCAUGUCCCCAUCCUGGGUGAGGUUACAGUGGCAGCAGGGCCUUGCUGUCCCGAGAAGGCACAGCCAGGAAAGCAAGUGCUCGGCCACAGGGUCCCCAGAGCCCCGGGAGGCCACCUACGCAAGGAGCUGAAGCAGGCAUUGUUCAGAAGCCAAGUGUGGUGUGCACCCAUGUCCCCCACAUCUGGAAGCUGAGGCAGGAAGGCUGCGCGGGCCAAACUGGUCACCGCUUGCAGCCUGGUGAACGUCAAGGUUGUGUGUCCCCCCACCCUACCACUCAGGCUGGGGAUGGCAGUGACCAGAGUGUGGAGGGAGCUGCUGCAGAGCCGCAGCCUGCCUGGGCUGCCUUCACUUCCUCCCAAGGCACAGUGCCGGCCACUCACUUGUGUCACCCCAUCCUGCGGUCCACAGGAGUGCCACUGCCCCAAGCCUGGCACAUGUCUGGCGCUCUGCCCCAUUAUGUACAUUACCACCUGUCGUUCCUGUCACUCUGGCAUGGGCACCAGGUGUGUCACAGUGGGAAGGCCAGGGCCUUGUGCAGUGCCUAGCCAGGGUUUCUCCCCAGCCUGUGGGCUCAGCAGCGGCUUCUGCAGCACGCAGCACAGGGGCCCUGUCCCUGUCCCCUUCCAGUGCAGUCCCUGUGAGGAACACUGCACUUGCAGGCCCCAUUUCCAAGUCACACUGUCAUCUCUGUCCUUCCCCUUGCAGGGCCCCCAUGCAGAUGACAGCAUCCAA